Molecule: messenger RNA, 2643 nt
Organism: Camellia sinensis
Lineage: Eukaryota; Viridiplantae; Streptophyta; Magnoliopsida; Ericales; Theaceae
Source: RefSeq, a predicted model, not a curated record
AUUGGGAUAUAUCACAACCGCUUUACAUGUUGAGCAACAUCGCAGAAAAUGCAGAAUUGGAUUUCACAAAAAUCAUGGCGAAACUGUUGAUUAGCAAUCUCUUCUUCUACACAAAUAACAAUGGCAUGCGAUCAAGCUGCAUAUUGCUGAUGAACUUGAUUCAAAUUCUCAGAAUUGUCAUUUACUUGCAAACCAUGAUCAUUGAAAGCAUACGAAAAUGGAUCAAAUUUCUUGAUAUACCCAUUGGUCCAAUUUACUAGUCAAAUUCAUGAUAUGCCCGCCACUCCCAAGUUCGAAAGCCCAGGAUUCUAUACUUUUCGAUUCCAAACUCUCUAAACCCUAACCAGAGAUCUCGUGGGUUGCGCUGGAUUCUGGAAUCUGGAUAGCCUAGUUCAGCACUGGGUUCGUCGGGAUUGUCUAGAAGCUUAUCAUGUUGAGUGUGUGGCGAAAGAUGAGUCAUUUGUUGAGUCUGGAAACAGCUGGACUUGCAUGUGGCAUUCUUGCUUCAGUUGCCGUAAGAGUUCAAAAUUCCAUUGCUUUUGCUGUCUAAAAGCUGUGUGCGAACACUGCAUUGCUACUGCAGAGUUUGCACGUGUUAGAAGGAACAAAGGGUUCUGUAAUCACUACUUAAAAAAUUUGCACUACUUCGGGAAGAGAAUAUGGAUGUCGACUCUGAUGGGGAGAGGGAAGAUUAGAAUGUCAGAAGGGAAGGGAGUUGUGAUGAAAGGGGUGGUAAAAUCCAACGGGAAGGGAGUUGUGAUGAAAAGGGUGGUAAAAUCCAACGGGAAGGGAGUCGUGAUGAAAAGGGAGCUAAAAUCCAAAGGGAAGGGAGUUGUGAUGAAAAGGGAAGUAAAAUCCAAAGGGAAGGGAGUUGUGAUGAAAAGGGUGGUAAAAUCCAAAGGGAAGGGAGUUGUGAUGAAAAGGGAGGCAAAGUCCAAAGGGAAGGGAGUUGUGAUGAAAAUGGAGGUACAAUCCAAAGGGAAGGGAGUUGUGAUGAAAGGGAGGUAAAAUCAAGAAAAAGAGAUUUUAUUGGUUGGGGAUCAAAAUCACUCAUGGAGUUUCUUGCGUCACUUGGUGAAGACACAAGUAUAAAAAUGUCACAAUAUGAUGUGUCUUCUAUCAUUAAAGAAUACAUCAAUAAACACAACCUUUUUUGCCCCGACAACAGGAGGAAGAUUUUAUGCGAUGAAAGACUGAAGUCUGUUUUGGGGCAGAAAACAGUAUACAGAAAUCAAAUGUGUGACCUCCUCCAACCCCAUUUUAUUGAGAACCUUGAGUCAUCAGAUGAGGACGAACUAGGACUCAGUUCAGAAGCUGAGGAUGAGAAUGUCAUGGUGGCCUGUAAAAAACAGAGAGUUAAUUACAAAUAGGAAAUCCCCGGAAAAGGAGGUGGUGAUCAAUGCUCCACAGAGCUGUUUUGCUUCCAUUGUUUCUGAAAACGUCACGCUUGUCUACCUGAAGAGCCUAGUGCAGGGAGUACUGAAGCAAACUGAAACCUUUGAAAACAAAUUAAUAGGAAGCUUUGUCAGAGUUAAAUUAGACCCUAAUGACUCCAUUCAGCGAAAUUCCCAUCAGCUUGUGCAAGUUACAGGCAUCAAGAAGAUAUCUAAGGGGGAUAACAAUACACAGAUUCUCCUCCAGGUUUCAAAUAUGUCAAAAGACAUUUGCAUCAGCAUGCUUUCAGAUGUUUUCUUCUCUGAGGAAGAAUGUGAAGAUUUGAGUCAAAAAGUGAAAGAUGGGUUACUGAAAAAGCCUACUAUAGUGGACAUUGAACUGAAGGCCAGAAGUCUGCAUGAAGAUAUAACAAAGCAUUGGAUUGCUAAAGAGCUGAAUUUACUGAGAAACCUCAUUGAUCGAGCAAAUGAGAAAGGAUGGAGAAGGGAAUUCUUUGAAUACAUGGAGAAAAGCCAGCUGCUUCAGAAGCCAUCAGAACAGUCGCGGUUGCUACAAGUGGUUCCCAAGGUGAUUGCGGAUGUAUCAGAACUUGAAACUAUGGCCAAUGAUGCCAUUAAAGAAAAUAAACAGGGAGAUGAAAGCUUGCCAAAAUCAAUCCUCCUAGGGAGUUCGGCAAUUUCUGGAGAUAGCUCGAAAGGCAGUGGAUUUUCUUCAGUUGCAAAGAAGAAACGUUCAUUAGCAUCUAUCAUUGAAGAGCUGGAUAGGUUAGAACCAAAAAUUACGAGAAACCAAGAGGCCUCGGCAGUUCAGUUGACUGGGUUGAGUAGCAGUGAUGAUAAUGAUGGUUCAAGGGUUGCAAUUCGAAAGCAAAAACUCAAAGGCAUGGAUACACCUGUGUGGCGUUAUCAGUGGCUAAAUGAAGAAAGAAAUGGGCCCCAUUAGCUGUCAAUGUUGAAACGCUGGAGCGAGAUUAGUCCUUUUGCUUUGAAGUUGAAGGUGUGGAAAGUUGGUCAAAGUUAAGACAAUGCAAUCUCAUUGAACAAUGCUCUUCUCAGGUUUUCCCCAGAAAAUUAUUACUUGAAGUUUGUGGUUUGUCUACCAGAAAUUUCCCAGACAUAGAGAAGCAAAUAAGUAGACUUAACUGUUUUUAAACUUGUUUUGUUAAGUGAUUGUUCUGUUUUUUAUUUGUUUUGGCAGCAUUAAUAGCUUGAACUCGAGAAUAAUUGCAGGAAACUGAAGAUUUCAGAA